Molecule: messenger RNA, 471 nt
Organism: Phoenix dactylifera (date palm)
Lineage: Eukaryota; Viridiplantae; Streptophyta; Magnoliopsida; Arecales; Arecaceae
Source: RefSeq, a predicted model, not a curated record
AUGAUGAAGCUGAGCUGGUGGACAGGAUCCUGGAUGAGGCUGGGGUGGAGGGAACCGGAAGUGAACAGGACUACCCCAGGAGGCAAGCUGUGCCGCUGCCCUGAUGAUUGCCAUUUCCGACCAUCAGCCAAUGAGAAGCAUCUGGUUGACGAUGUCCGGCAGGCUCUGUACACCUCCAAGAUCUGUAGCUAUGCCCAAGGGAUGAACUUCCCCCAGACCAAGAGUGAGGAGAUGGGGUGGAACCUCAAUCUCAGGGAGCUAAUGAGGAUUUGGAAUGGGGAUUUCAUCAUUGGGGUUAGGCUUUUGGACAGGAUCAAGAAGGCAUAUAAGGGGAAUCAGGGGUUGGCAAACCUUGUGGGUCGUGGGUUUGCUUUGAGGCAAACACCUAUAAACACACUGACCAUCAGCAGUUAUUCCAUGCUGAGCACUCCAGCAUUGCCCAGCAGAGGAACUCUGGUGCAGGUGCUCUGA